Molecule: messenger RNA, 4395 nt
Organism: Pseudozyma flocculosa PF-1
Lineage: Eukaryota; Fungi; Basidiomycota; Ustilaginomycetes; Ustilaginales; Ustilaginaceae
Exons: 2
Coding region: 1-4395 (1464 amino acids)
Source: RefSeq, a predicted model, not a curated record
AUGAACCGAGACGACCACGCCGCUGCCGGCUCCCCCGGCGGCCAAGGGGGCAGCAAUCGGCCGCCGUCCAGCCAUUCGGCCCAUGCGCCGCCGCCACUCGCGUCGCAGCACCAGCAGCAGUCCCGUCACCACCACCACCAUCGGCAGCCUCACCAGGCCGGCCACCACCACGGCCAGCACCAUCCUGGCCACGGAUCGGCACCUCCAAUCACCCAGGCCGCACCGCCCCUGCACCGCGGCCAGCGCUCGCCCACCUCGGCUUACGGCGCCGGGUCCCUUCCGCCGCCGAGGGCGCAGUAUGCCGGAUCACUGCCGCCGUCGCCUCCGCCCGCGUCGGCCGGCCAGGGGCCCUACGCCUACCCGGCGCCCCCGCCCCUCCACCGCGACGAGGCCCCCUCGGGUCGCGACCGCUGGAGGCAAUCGGCGCCCAUUCCGUCACCUCGCUCCGACCCGAUGAGCAUGAGCUCGAUCCUCGGGCCUUCGGCCAGGGCGAUGCAGGAGAGCCCCGAGUCGCGUCCGCCGCUGCCCCGCCUCGACCGCGACCGCGAAAGGGACUGGGAACGGGAGCGUGACCGCGAGCGGGAUCGCGACAGAGGCCGCAGCGCCUACGCGUCCGGGCCGCCACCUCCGUCCAUGAUGGCAGGAGGAGGCGACAGGAGGUCUCCGCCGCUGUCGAUGACCGCACCCGGCACCACGACCUCGAGCCCGUCGACGCAACUGCCGCCGCGUCGCAAGUGGAGCGGCUCGGCAGGCGACGAGUACAUGGCGCCGGCCUCUUGGAUGGAGCGCGAGCGCGAGCUGGAGCUCGAGCGCGAACGCGAGCGGGAGCACAACUGGCGCGCCUCGCACAGGCCUCCAGCGCAUGCCAGCGCAUCGGCCGGGCCCGGAGAGAGGGCUUCGACCCACACCAGGGUGCCCAGCGGCGACCUUCGCUACCACGGCCCUCCCCCUGGACCGGGGCCCAGCCCGCGCGAGAUGGCACCCAACGCACUACCACCUCGCCAGAGCCCCGUCCUCGCCGCCCACCGCAGCCGUCACAGCCGCGAGCUGAGUGGCAGCGAACUUCCUCUGGCCGCUUCGGGCCGGGAUCGACAACAGCCUCCGCCCUACAUGGGCCACUUUGACGACCACCCUCGUCAGCCGGGUCCGCCGGCGACUGGCGGCCCACAGAUGGGAGCACCGCUUCCGCCGCCACAGCAUCACGCCAUGCUACCGCCAAGCCGCUCGCCCGAACGCAGCCGCGCAGCUGCCGGCUACGGCAUGUACGACGACAUUGAGCGGGAACGGGACCGAGAGCGCGAGUACCGGCUCCGGGAACGCGAGCGGGAGCGGGAGCGCGAACGCGGCCUCCGAGAUCGCGAGCGCGAGAGGGAGAUGCUCGUGGAUCGCUACGGCCGUCCGAUCCCGCCGGAGGCCAUGAUGAUGGACGAAGGGCCGUACGAGCGCUAUGGGCCGCCGCCGCUCCCGCCGCAGCCCGUCUCCCCAGGCUCUGCGGGCAGGGGGCCCUUGCCUCCUCCCGCCGCGGCGCAGCCUCUCCGGCCCCACUACGACGGCCGAGGCCCGCCUCCCAGCGCAACUGGCGCUCCCGAUUACCGGCCCGUGAGCCCGGCUCAGGGCAGAUCGACUGGCGAUCGCCGCAAGGACAAGACGAAGCUGCAGGCGCCGAACCAGGCCGCUCGGGAGCGCGACCGUGACUGGGAGAAGCCACCUUAUGGCCAUAGGGAUGCUGGUCCUCUGCCGCCGCCACCGCCGGGCUCCGUCUCGACGCCUGGCGGUUACGCAGCCGGCGGCGGCCGCGAUAGCCUACCGGACUACGACCGACCUCCUCGCGCCGGUCCACCUCCACCAUCUACGGGGCCGCAGGUUGCUUCUGCCCACGGCCCGCCGACUCUCAAGCACGAACCGGGCGCCCCGUCAUCGCUCCCUCCUCCGCCCUUCGCAGCAUCCCUCCCGCCAGGCGAGCGCGCUCACGGUCCGGGCGGGCUUCGUGACGGACCGCCGCUCUCCGCAACUGGCAAGGGCCAGGUGCGGCCGGCGUCCCCGUACGCCCUCGAGCACGAGCGCGAGCGCGAGCGUGAACGCGAACGGGAGCGGGAACAGCGCGAGGCUGCCAUAGAGCGGGAGAACAAGCUGCUCCGCGACAGGGAGCGCGAGCAGGAGAAGCGCGAGAGGCGCAAGGAGCGUCAGCAGGCCGAGAAGCAGCUGGCGCUGGAACGGGAGCGGGAGCGCGAACGCGAGCGCGAGAGGGAGCGAGAGAGGGAGCGGGAGCGCGAGAGGGAGUUGGAGCUGGAACGAGCCCACGCUCAGGCCCAGGCCCAGGCGCAGGCGCAGGCCCAAGCGGUGCAGAUGCGCGGCCAGGCCAUCGGCGACCUGCCCUUCUCGCUCCGCCCCCCGCCGGGCAGCUUCGAGGACGCGAUGAUGGCUGCCGCUCGGGAUCAGGCGUUUGUGGCGGCGCACCAGCAGGCGUUUGGACGGCCACCGACCGUGGCAGAGAUCCAGGCAGCGGUGCAGCAAGCGGCCGUGGCAGGCUAUCCGCCCGGAGUCGUGCUGCCGCCCGGCGUCAACCCGGCCGCGGCGUUUGGGAUGCCGGUCCCAGCGCCACCACAGCAGCAUGUUCCAAGGGACCUCAACGCUGGACCGCGGGUCGACAGCGAGCCCGUCUGGCUGUACCUCGAGCUUUGCGAGCGGGACGAGGCCAUCCGGCGUCUGCAGCGGCUGCCCCUCGACGUCGCCUCGGAGCCCGAGCCCGAGGCCGGGUCCGCGCCUGCCGGCGCAGGUGAGCCGCAGGCAGGCGCCACUGUCGCCGCGCCCGACGCCGACGUGAGCAUGGCCGACGCAGCAGAAGCACAGCCUGCUGGAGACGAGGUGGCCGCUGCCAAUGCCAAGGCAAAGGCCCCAGCCGCCCCAGCCCAAGCCGAAGUCGACAUCCCACGCCCGCUGCCCGUCGUCGCGAACCCGCGGGACCCGCUGCCGCGCCACCUCAUCGGCAUGGACAAGGGCCGCCCGGUGCGCCACCUGGGCUCGUGGCUCUACGACCCGACCAUCGACCCGCUCUUUCCCGCCGAGCUGCUGGCCAAGAAUGUCGGUGCCACCAUCGAGGUGCGCAUCUCGGGCGACCUGCUGAGCCACACCGGUCGCGGCGGGCCGAGCUGGGACGAGUUUGUCAAGCUCGAGCGGCAGGCCCUGGACCGCCGCGAGAUGGGCGAGGCGCUGCAGGCCAUGAUGGAAGGCCCCGACGGCAAAGAGGCGCUCGAAGGCCGUGGCAACGGCUGGAAGCUCGGCUGGAGGGGCAAGGAGCAUGCCCGGAUGAGCCUCGAGAUGCGGAUCGAGGAGCGCAUCGCCGAGGCUGCCCUCUUCCGGGACCACCGUCGACGGCAACGUCCCCGAGCCCCUGCACCGGCAGCGUCGACCGAGGGCCAGGUGGACAAGGCAGGCGCUGAGGCUGAUGCCGGCAAGCGGGGAAGCGACGCUGGCUCCGCCGCGGGCGCCGCCCCGGCACCGGCGUCUCCCUGGCGCUUCUGGCGCCUCUCGCCGCUGCUGCGGCGCAAGCUGUGGGGCACCGACGUCUAUACCGACGACAGCGACAUCCUGGCAAUGUGUGUCCACGCCGGCUGGGUCGAGGGCCCCUCGCUCGAGCCCGAGGGCGUGCCGGCGUGGGUGCCGCCGGGCCGAGCCGCGCGCGCCUGGAACGGUCUUUCGGCCGUCGAUGACGCAGCAAAGGUCACCAAUGGUGCCUCUACGGGCGGCGGCGGCGGCGGCGGCGACAAGGAAGGCGGUUCCGCCGGGCACGAGAAUGGCCUUCGGGCAGGGCCCGCGAACCGACCGGCGGACCUGUCGGUCAUCCUGCGCAUCGCGCCCAAGCUGAUCGCGUACAAGGGCUGCCAGCGCGGAGGCAUCAAGAGCCGCAGCUGGGGCAACACCCACGACGGCGUCAGCCUGGUCGUCGAGAGCGUCGAGCUUAAGCAGCCCGGCUUCGCAUCCGGCCCGUCGCGACGCCGCGCAAAGGCGCGCAUCGACCAGGCGGCGCGCUUCAAGAUGCAGCUCCUCAUCGACUCGUGCAACCUCGCCGACGACGACGAUGGGGGCGUCGCCGACCGCGUCGAGGAGGCGCUGCGCGCGCAGCGUAUCGGCGACCUCGGUCUCGUCCGGCUCGGCGAUGUCGCUGCGGCGUUGGACCGGAAGCGAAAAGGUGCCGCUGAGGGAGAGGACGAGGCGGGUGCGCCGAACAGGAAAAAGGACAGGAGGGAUGGCGAAGACGAGGAGGUGGUGCUGGCGGUGGUGCAGAAGGAGAAGCAGGCGGACGGGGCAAAGGAGGCACGACAACGGUGGUUCUGGCAGGUCCCCGUCGCUGGCCCGCGUGAGGAGGUCAAGGCGGUCGAGUCGCGUCAACGUUAG